AGAAUGAAUAGUUAAAUAUUCACAUUACAUGUUAUUUGCGCUGUGGGUGAAGUUUAACGAUGCCUCCAAAAAAAGGAAAAGGGAAACCGCCUGCACAUAAACUAUGUGCUCCACUGGAUCCAGGAUUCAUAUUGAAAGAUCUAAAGAAAAAAGAAUGGAAGAUAGGAAAGUCAAUUGGAUCUGGUGGAUUUGGCCUCAUUUAUUUGGCUGAUGAUGCUUCCAAACCAUCAGUAAAAGAUGAUGCAAAGUAUGUUAUUAAAGUGGAACCAAUGGCAAAUGGUCCACUUUUCUGUGAACUUGCAUUUUACCAGAGAGCUGCAAAAUCUGAGGACAUCGAAAAGUGGAGGAAGAGUAUGAAACUACAAUUUGUGGGGAUUCCUCCCUAUAUUGCCCAUGGUUUACAUAAUAAUACAAAUGGCAACAGGGAGGAUGGGAUGAGGUUUCUCGUGAUGCCAAGAUGUGGAACAGAUCUUCAUAAUUUAUGGAUCAAAUCUGGAAAAAAGUUUACUAGAGCCACAGUCUCAAAAAUUGCCAUUUUAAUUAUUGAUGCACUGGAAUACAUGCAUUCCAUGGAAUAUGUACAUGCUGAUAUUAAAGGUGCAAAUAUACUACAGUGUUACAAGGACCCCAAGCAUGUAUACCUUGUUGAUUUUGGCUUAGCAGCUCGUUACAAGUCCGACGGUGUACAUAAGGAGUACAAACCAGACCCAAGGAAAGCUCACAAUGGAACGAUCGAAUAUACAAGUGUGGAUGCUCAUAAGGGAACAGCCCCGUCACGCCGUGCUGACUUCGAGAUCCUCGGUUUUGUCCUCGUACAUUGGCUGAGUGGUAAACUUCCAUGGGAGACCAAACUCAGCGACCCGUUAAAAGUAAUGGAGAUGAAAGUAUCAGCGAUGGCAGAUGUCAAGAAGUUUGUCAAAACUUGUUGUUCUACAGAUACACCAGAUGAAGUAACCAAGUAUCUAAGUUGUGUUGCUGAGUUGGAGUAUUCGGAAACACCAGACUACAAUAAAUUACGAAACUUUUUCAAAUCCUACUUAAAAUUUGCGUGUGUCUCUGUUUCGUCCCCCAUUGAAUUUGGUGUGGAAGAAACUGCAAGGAGAACUUCGCCAAGAAAAAAACAACCUGUCAAAGCAAAGUCUCGAAAUUCUCGUCCUCUUUCAAGCAAAACAAACACUCCUUCCUCUUCUACUCCGCACACCAUAGAGGAAUCCCAGUCCUCUGAGGAUGAACAGCCUCCAAAAAAAGGAAGAAUAUCUGCGAGAAAAAAGAAAAUAAUUGUUCAAAGUGAAAGUAGCAGCGCUUCGUCUGAAGAAAGUGACGACUACCAGCCGUCAGUAAAACGUCACAAGGUUUUAAACAAAAGAGGUGUUGGCGUAGCUGCACAAGCGAAAAAGAAACGCAACGUUAGAUUGUCAGAAACUUCAGGGUCGGACAUUAUUGAAAGCUGUGACUCUGACUUUGAUUCUCCAGUGAAACCUGUAAAGCUUGAAACUAAAGCUAAAUCUUCUGCAAAAAGUGGAAGUAAAGCUAAAAAAAGCAGCAAAACCCAACCCCCACACAUGGUUAUGGAACCAGUGAACAAAGUAAAAAGUAAAGAGUUGUCUCGAACAAGAUCUUCAACGAACUCCCCAUCAGAUGAAGAGGAAGGAACAUCCAUCAUUGUGGACUCUUCCCCAACAGAAGAGACAAACAAAAUUAUUCCUGGUUUAAACCAGAAUAAUCGACCUCCAAUGGGAAGUUCCAAGAAUUUGUCGAAAUCAAAUCCAAAGAAAUCUGAUUUUGCACAAGUAAAAACUCUUGCUGAUAUUCCCGCACCUUCAACCAAGGAUGCCACAGCAUCUUCUGAUCCUUCAAAUGAUGAAAAUAAAGCAAAUUCUAUCAUUCCAGGGUUGGAGACAGAACUUUCACCUUUAAAACAGGGACUAAGACAAACAACAAAGUUGAAAUCACGAUAUUCCAUGGCCCCAUUACACACUGUACCUGUUCUGACUAAAGAUGAUGCAUUGACCGGCACAAGGGUUGGAAAACAUCCAGUGUUUAAGCGAAAACGUAAGGGUAACGUUCCCAAAUCGGAUUCCAGUACUCAGACAACUCCUUCUCUGAAGAAAAUUAAGUCAAGGAAAUAGAUAUCUUAUAAACUUCUUAUCUUAUAAACUUCUUUUUGUUGUUUUUGUAACUGCUUUUUUUGAACAAUCAUAAAAGGAAAAAUUAACCUGUUGUAUAUUAGUUGUGAUAUGUUUCGAUAAGGUUUUAAAUACUGCAAUCUCUUUAACCUGGACCACUACGGAUGUAUAAGGAUCAUAAUUUAUUAAAGUUUUGAUCAAAAUUCCUGCAGGCAUGCAUUUAAUGAUUAUUAACAUGAGGCCAAGAUUACAUUGAAGAUACAACACUGUACAUGUAUGCGAAUAUAUCUGUUAUUGCAAAUUUGAAAAGUUAAAUUGCUACUUUGUGUUCAACACCUAAUACAAUAAUAAUCUCGA
This is a messenger RNA of Ciona intestinalis (vase tunicate), 2483 nucleotides long. The record is from RefSeq and is a predicted model, not a curated record. NCBI's taxonomy places the organism in Eukaryota, Metazoa, Chordata, Ascidiacea, Phlebobranchia, Cionidae.